CUCUUUUUUGUUGAUUUUCUUCAGAAAAGACUCUUGUUUCGUCAAUUGUAGAUUGCAAACAUGUUAUCUAGAACUGCUGUCAGAGCCCCACGCUCUAUCCGUGGGUUGGCCACUGCUGGCUUGACCAGAGACUCCCAAGUGAACCAGAACUUGUUGGAAUCUCACUCUUUCAUCCAAUACAAGAAGCAACUCGAGAACCUCGACAUCGUCAAGGCCAGAUUGAACAGACCUUUGACUUAUGCCGAAAAGCUUCUCUACGGUCACUUGGACGACCCUCACGGACAAGACAUCCAGAGAGGUGUCUCCUACUUGAAGUUGAGACCAGAUCGUGUCGCUUGUCAAGAUGCCACCGCUCAAAUGGCCAUUUUGCAAUUCAUGUCUGCCGGUUUGCCUCAAGUUGCCACUCCUUCCACUGUCCACUGUGACCAUUUGAUCCAGGCCCAAAUUGGUGGUGCUAAGGAUUUGGCCAGAGCUAUUGACUUGAACAAGGAAGUGUACGACUUCUUGUCGACUGCCUGUGCCAAAUACAACUUGGGUUUCUGGAAGCCCGGUUCCGGUAUCAUCCAUCAGAUCGUAUUGGAAAACUACGCCUUCCCAGGUGCUUUGUUGAUCGGUACCGAUUCGCACACUCCUAAUGCUGGUGGUUUGGGUCAAUUGGCUAUUGGUGUAGGUGGUGCUGAUGCCGUCGACGUCAUGGCCGACUUGGCCUGGGAAUUGAAGGCUCCAAAGAUCAUUGGUGUCAAGUUGACCGGUAGAAUGUCCGGCUGGACCUCGCCAAAGGAUAUCAUCUUGAAGUUGGCUGGUAUCACCACUGUCAAGGGUGGUACCGGUUCCAUUGUUGAAUACUUCGGUUCUGGUGUUGAAACCUUCUCCUGUACCGGUAUGGGUACCAUCUGUAACAUGGGUGCCGAAAUUGGUGCUACCACCUCUGUCUUCCCAUUCAACAACUCCAUGGUUGACUAUUUGAAUGCCACUGGUAGAUCCAACAUUGCCGAGUUUGCCAACUUGUACAAGAAGGACUACUUGUCUGCCGACGAAGGCUGUGAAUACGACCAAGUCAUUGAAAUCGACUUGAACACCUUGGAACCACACAUUAACGGUCCUUUCACCCCAGAUUUGGCUACUCCAGUCUCCAAGAUGAAGGAAACUGCCAUCAAGAACGGCUGGCCAUUGGAAGUCAAGGUUGGUUUGAUUGGUUCUUGUACCAACUCUUCUUACGAAGAUAUGACCAGAGCUGCUUCUAUUAUUGAAGACGCUGCCACCCAUGGCUUGAAGUCCAAGGCUAUCUACACUGUUUCUCCUGGUUCUGAACAAGUCAGAGCCACCAUUGCCAGAGACGGUCAAUUGAAGACCUUCGAAGACUUUGGCGGUGUUGUCAUGGCCAACGCCUGUGGUCCAUGUAUCGGUCAAUGGGACAGACAAGACAUUAAGAAGGGUGACAAGAACACCAUUGUGUCUUCUUUCAACAGAAAUUUCACUGCUAGAAACGACGGUAAUCCAGCCACUCACGCUUUCGUCGCUUCUCCAGAAAUGACCACUGCUUUCGCCAUCUCCGGUGACUUGGGUUUCAACCCAAUUACCGACACCUUGAAGGACGCUAACGGAAACGAGUUCAAGUUGAAGGAACCAGUUGGUGUUGGUUUACCAGUUAACGGCUACGACCCUGGUGAAAACACCUACCAAGCUCCACCUGAAGACAGAUCAACAGUCCAAGUGCAAAUUGCCCCAACCUCCGACAGAUUACAAAAGUUGACUCCUUUCAAGCCAUGGGACGGUAAGGAUGCCGAAAGAUUACCAAUCUUAAUCAAGGCCGUUGGUAAGACCACAACCGAUCAUAUUUCUAUGGCCGGUCCAUGGUUGAAGUACCGUGGUCACUUGGAAAACAUCUCCAACAACUACAUGAUUGGUGCUAUCAACGCUGAAAACGGUGAAGCCAACAACGUCAAGAACCACUACACUGGUGUAUACUCUGGUGUUCCAGACACUGGUGCUGCUUACAGAGAUGCUGGCCACAAGUGGGUUGUUAUUGGUGACGAAAACUUCGGUGAAGGUUCUUCCAGAGAACACGCUGCCUUGGAACCAAGAUUCUUGGGUGGUUUCGCUAUCAUCACCAAGUCCUUCGCUCGUAUUCACGAAACCAACUUGAAGAAGCAAGGUUUGUUACCAUUGAACUUCACUGACGUUGCUGCCUACGACAAAAUCCAACCAGAAGACGAAGUAGACUUGCUCGGUUUGACUGAAUUGGCCCCUGGCAAGAACGUUAUUCUCAGAGUCCACCCAGCUGACGGUUCUGCCACCUGGGAAACCGAAUUGUCUCACACUUACAACAUUGAACAAAUUGAAUGGUUCAAGUACGGUUCCGCUUUGAACAAGAUGGCUGCCGUUGCUGCUGAAAAGAAGUAAGUGAUGUCUUGAGAGGAAAUAGUUAAGUAUCAUUUCUUUUUGUUUACCUAUUAACAUUCAUUCGUAUUUAUUUAUUCAUUAUUAUAAUAUGUACUUUGUUUAAAUGACGAGCAUUGAUC
This is a messenger RNA of Scheffersomyces stipitis CBS 6054, 2522 nucleotides long. RefSeq names its product aconitate hydratase (gene ACO1). Gene Ontology annotation, molecular function: aconitate hydratase activity; 4 iron, 4 sulfur cluster binding. Gene Ontology annotation, cellular component: cytosol; mitochondrion. The record is from RefSeq and is a predicted model, not a curated record. Gene Ontology annotation, biological process: tricarboxylic acid cycle. The transcript has a single exon. Bases 61 to 2403 code for a protein of 780 amino acids. NCBI's taxonomy places the organism in Eukaryota, Fungi, Ascomycota, Pichiomycetes, Serinales, Debaryomycetaceae.